AUGACAGUUACAACUCCAUUGGCCCUUACCACCACCUUCUCACCACCACCAGAUUGUUUCACUGACACAUGGUACAUUGAGUAUGUAACAGGCGAGUACUACUACACCACUUCGAUUUCAAAUUCCCUCGAGGGAUGGUAUCUCAGCCAGGGGCCGACGAACUGGAGGACCUGUUUCCCUUCCGGAUAUGAGGCAACGACCGAUUUUUACUACUCGCCAGGCGUGUGUCCAUCGGGCUAUUCCAUAGCCAAGUCGUCGGUUCUUAGUAUUGGAGUUAGUUCAGAAACCCGGGCAACCUGCUGUCCAUCAAGCUUCACUGCCCAAGCAGAUAAUUUUUUGGUGUGGUACUCGACCAACCGAUGCUUUUCGGCUGACACCAAGAUGGACCAUGUAUGGACUUUCACCCAAGGGGGAACGGUAACUAGCAUGACGACCUCUGGUGGACUGAAUGCCAAGGCGGUUUUCAUUCGAUGGCAAGAAACCGACCUUCAGACGCCGGCCACCACCACCGCCACCACCACCACAGGUUCGACUGAUACCACCACAGACUCAACCGCGACCAGCACGGGGUUGAGCUCAGGACCAUCGGCUACGGCGGCAACCGCGACCGCGGCCGCGGCCGCAGACCAGAGUAGCAAUUCAUCGCAAGGAGGAUCUUCAAGGGCAUGGAUUGCUGGGCCUGUCAUCGGAGCUGCGGUUGCGUGUGCUUUGAUCGCGCUCGUCGCCACAUGGUAUAAUCGGCGACGAUGGCAGCAAAAAAAUUCUACGAGAUCCUAUUACUCGCCACAAGGUCCGCAUCGUAUGGCAGAACUUUACCAAGAACCCAAGCUGGCUGAAGCCCCAUCCGAGGCUAUUUACCCAGGACCAAUCGAACUUCCUGCCACACACCAUCGAUAA
Penicillium cosmopolitanum is the source of this 897-nucleotide messenger RNA. RefSeq lists its product as uncharacterized. The coding region runs from base 1 to 897 and encodes 298 amino acids. The record is from RefSeq and is a predicted model, not a curated record. Lineage: Eukaryota; Fungi; Ascomycota; Eurotiomycetes; Eurotiales; Aspergillaceae. The transcript has 2 exons.